Molecule: messenger RNA, 1725 nt
Organism: Aspergillus luchuensis
Lineage: Eukaryota; Fungi; Ascomycota; Eurotiomycetes; Eurotiales; Aspergillaceae
Product: fungal specific transcription factor domain-containing protein
Exons: 6
Coding region: 1-1725 (574 amino acids)
Biological process (GO): regulation of DNA-templated transcription
Cellular component (GO): nucleus
Molecular function (GO): transcription cis-regulatory region binding; zinc ion binding; DNA-binding transcription factor activity, RNA polymerase II-specific
Source: RefSeq, a predicted model, not a curated record
AUGGCUGGGGAAACUGAAACAGAGAGAGUCAAGACCUGUGAGAACUGCGUCCGGGCCAAGAUACGAUGUACGCAUGCGCCAGAUGCUACGAUAUGCGAUCGCUGCUAUCGCUUGAAGAAAGAAUGUUACUUCCGACUGGCACGGCAGCGAUCCGCCCCAAAGAAGCGCAGAAGAAACAAGCGCAUAGAAAUGCUUGAAGACAAAAUUGAUCAGAUAAUGGGCCAGAUCAACCUCGUCACCCCACGACGUCCAGAGCAUCCAUAUCACACCCCGAAUAGUGAAGUCAGCAGUACCUACCCACACGCCGAUACUAUCGACGUAAUCAAAAAUGGUCUGAUCAGCCAUGAAUCCGCAACUCAGCUCUUAGAUCAGUAUCGUGAAGCCAUGCUGUUCUUCCCAUUUGUCAUGGUCCCCGCAAGCACCACGGUCGAUGACCUAAGAGCCGAGAAGCCAUUCGUACUUCUAUGUAUUCUGGUCUUUUGCUCAUUCCACGACAACUCGUUGCAAAAGUCACUAGAAGAAGUUCUGCAAUCCUAUGUAUCAAGUGAGGUCCUUUGCUCAGAGCAUGAUAGCCACCCGCCUUCUUUCGAGAUUCUGCAGGGACUAUUGAUCAUCUUAGCUGGAACACGCCAGAGGCAUCAACUAUGUCGGUUUCCGUAUUACAUGCAGCUUGCCGUUGGUGUAGUAAUCAACGAACGACUCGACCGACAUCCGAAGUACAGAGUCGCCACACGGCUUGAGGUGGGUGAUGAAUGCGACGAAACAAGAAGAGGGACAGUCGCCGAUGAAAGUCGGGCCUUGAUAGGAUUAUUCCUACUCAACUCCACUGAUGCUAUUAUCAGACAGAAGACUUGCACAACGCCCUGGACACCGUUUAUAGAGUCAAUAGCUGAAGACUUGUCUCGGGUGGCCGAAUAUCCCACUGAUCGGUAUAUAAUCUAUUACGUCCAGUUACAGCAUAUGCUGCAGAGGUUAGAUGCUCUUACUAUGACUAGUAUUGAACGCCAUCCGGACAUGGAGCAACAUAUUCGAGCAUUUCGAGCAGAAGUUGAACAGUAUAAGAACCAAUUACCUGUUGAUCCAACCUGUGACCCAUUCAUCGCAACCCAGUACCACACUCUAGAACUCCAAAUAUGUCAAAUCAGUCUUAUAGACACCAAAGUAGCAUCCACACCAUCCGACAGCUUUCUCCUAGUCUCCCGAAGCGACACCCUCUGCCACGGACUAGCAGCCUCCAAGAGAUUCCUCGACUACUACCUCAAAUUACCACCAGUGAUAGAAAGGAACUACAGCAUCGUGAUCUGGCUAUCAUCGGGCUUUUUGGUUGCCGCCGCAUGCAAACUAGUUCUGGCAGCUUUGCACCCUUCACUCCGCCUUAAUACACAGGUACAAGAGCUUCGUGACGCGCUUGAUAUGCCGAAGAUGCUUCAGUUCUUUGUGGCUCGUCUCGAUGCAAUUGCGAAGACGUGUAAGGAUGGGGUAUUUUCGCAUUAUCAUAAAUGGACUCUGGCUGCUGCGACGUGGUUUGACAAGGCGUAUCAGGUUGCUCAGUUGGAGGCGGCGAAGAUUGUUGAGAAUGAGUCUUUACGCUUUGCGGAGCAGAAUCAGAAUAUGGAUCAGGGGAUUCAGACUGAUCCGAACUUGUUUGGGUUGGAUUUCGACAUUACAAUGGAGGAGUUGAUGGGGGGUUGGUCUGGACCGUUGCUUGGUAUUGGGCAUGUUUGA